UGAAUGAAUAAUAGUUUAUAUUUUUAGUCCAUUGACGGGAACAUGGUAUGAUACAGUACAUUAAAUGGAAUUGUGUUUUAAAAAAACUAUGCAAAACAGGAUGCAAAACUAUGCAGUCAUUGAUAAGAAUGUAACAUGAAGAUUCCCAUCAUUAUACUGAAUGUAUGAAUGACAUCUAUCCAUUCAUUCAUUCAUCCAAUUACAUUCAUAAAUAUUUAAAUAUUUGCUGAAAUGAGUCCCAAUAUAAACUCUCAAUUCCUGUUUGUUUUAGGGAUUUAUCCAAGAACAUGAAUGUGUACUCAUAUGGGGGUUUUUUUAUUGUAUAUUUUGGAGUGUUAAACAUUUUAAGGUGGACUCUUCCAGUAAAUCAGAAACUAAACUAAACUAAAACUAAAACUAAAAGUUUCUUGGACCUGUCAGUCUCUGUACGACUGGUCCACCUCUCUGUCCUAUAAUUAGUUAUGAGCCUUCAUAACUAGUUCAUGCGAACAGUCUUUCCUUGACCCUCAUACUCAUUCAUUUAAAAUUUACAGCUUCCUUAUUUACAAUAACCUUUAUCAUAGAGGAUUCAUCAAACCACAAAACCACCCACGUCAUACAGGUUCCGUUCAGUUCCUGUCUGUCUGUCAAUAUAACGUGGUGUCAAACCCUUGUGGAGGGAAGAGUACACAUCGGCAACAGUACACAUCAUCAACAUGCUCUUCGUCCCAGUGAUGCUCCUGCUCCCUGUACUCUGUCAAGUCCAGGCAGAUGAACCUAUUAAAACCUUUAGAUUCCAAGACCCGGUCACGGGGGAGACCCUGACCUGUGACAAAUGUCAACCCGGGACCUUCAUGGCUGCGCCCUGCACAGCUACCACCCCCACUGACUGCGCUCCGUGCAGUAGUCAGCACUUCACUGCACGGUGGAACUACCUAUCCAGGUGUCUGUACUGCAACAACUUCUGCAGCGACAAUCAGGAGGUGGAGGUGGAGUGUUCAGCUCUCAACAACCGUGUGUGUCGCUGCAAAGAAGGGUUUUUCUCCAAAAAUGACUUUUGUAUCAGACAUUCAGAGUGCGAGCCUGGAUUUGGAGUUCAAAUUAAUGGUACACGCAAAACAGACACCGUCUGUGAAAUGUGCCCCUAUGGAUACUUCUCCAGCUCGUCUUCUGCGCUGGACCCAUGUGUAGAACACACAGAAUGUAAAAAUGGAACUGUUGUGCUUCUGCCUGGUUCACUUUACUCUGACUCAGUGUGUGGUACCUGUGAGGAGCUGGCAAGAGGAGGUGACUCUCUGAGGAACUUCAUCUCAGGAUUCUUUGCCAUGUACAGGAUGCGUGUGGUAAAAAUGAAGACAUUUGUUUAUAGGAACAUUGAUAGGACUGUGCGCAGACACAGGGGUCCUCUGCUGCAUGAGAUCAGAGCGUGGGUCCACCGAGCUCCAGAGGAGCAGCUGUGGAAACUGCCCCAGCUGCUGAAGGAUGCACAGCUCAACACCAUGGCCACCAGACUACAGAAGACGCUGACUGAGAUUAAAGAGCAAAACCCUGGCUGUAGUUUGAGGUCUGAGAGACUAGGGAUUAUGGGCUGAACAUUGUUUUUUACAGUCCUUCAGAGUAACUAACACAAAUACCUCAUUUACUUCAUUAACAGGAGAUAUACCAGCAUUUUGUCAAUUGUGCAACUGUUUACAACAUUGUAAAGUUACCUGUAAGGGUUUAUACUUUGCCUUAGGUUUUGUCUAACUUAAAUCAGUGAGGUAAUAAAAGAAAAACACAUGAUCAGCAA
Messenger RNA from Cynoglossus semilaevis (tongue sole), 1768 nucleotides. Its product is annotated as tumor necrosis factor receptor superfamily member 6B-like. The record is from RefSeq and is a predicted model, not a curated record. The transcript is spliced from 5 exons. Lineage: Eukaryota; Metazoa; Chordata; Actinopteri; Pleuronectiformes; Cynoglossidae. Gene Ontology annotation, molecular function: protein binding. The coding region runs from base 696 to 1571 and encodes 291 amino acids.